Molecule: messenger RNA, 4228 nt
Organism: Anopheles stephensi (Asian malaria mosquito)
Lineage: Eukaryota; Metazoa; Arthropoda; Insecta; Diptera; Culicidae
Exons: 9
Coding region: 1473-2393 (306 amino acids)
Source: RefSeq, a predicted model, not a curated record
GGUUUGAAACUCACUCGCUACGAGACGGUUUCGCCAUCGCGGUAACCGUGCCAAUUCCGUCGCACUGUCGUAGUGCUCUCGCGUUCACGUACAACGCGUACCUUGUAGCUUAUAACCCGGGCGAGUUUAACGAAGGUAACGAAGCUUCAAAAAGGCAUCAACGUAUAUUCCCUCCCAAAAAGUUCCAAAUUUUAACAGGUGAAGUUAACGUUAACGCCUUCCCGCUGAGUGCCGUGUGCUGCGAAAAGUGAUUCUGUGUUGGUGACAGCAAACUGGUUUGUUUUCGUGGUUUAAAAUUGAAUAUUUUAUCACCCCGUUCGGAGGGUUGAUUUGCUUCUUCGCUGCAACAGCUUCACCUUCCCCGGUGUCCGGCGAUCGUGCACAAGCUUGUUGAUGGUGGUGUUGGUGGUGGUCGUCCAACCGGCUCCAAAUAAGGCGAAGCGCACAAUACAGCGCGACCACAAAAGGAUAAAGUCAUCUUAGCGGUGUCGGUCACACCUUCAAGCUGAUCCAGCCUCAUACAACAGACACGCAACCAUACUCAUGCGUCGAGUUAUGUUAGGAAUCUGAAGCCGUUCCGACGAUGUGUUAAGAAUCGGAGCACGGGGGACGUCUACACUACCGGAUCGAUAAUCCUUUCUUUGAAUUGGAAACGAUAAAUCAUCAUAUCGCGACACUUUACUGACACGAAUUUAAAUCGGAAAUUCCCUGCCAGCAUCAUCCCCGCUGCGGUGUGAUUUUUGUUGUUGGUGUUUUUGAAGACGAACAAACUCGAACCCCCUGGAGCUGCUCGAAACCGGGCGAAUUCCGAUGACGACAGCGAGAGUGUGCGACCUGCGAGAACCGUCCCGGUAAUGACGCCGAUGGUCAUGAGGAUGAUGAUGACGAUGAUGAUGCUGAUGGAGCGUUACGAUGAUGGUAAUGAAGCUGCAGAUCACGCUGACCAUAAUGAUGCUGCCCGGCCUGAAUAGGAAGAUCGUGUCGAGCGCAUAAUUUCCCCCGAAGGAUCGAUCGUGCUGUGUGUUAUAACAACAAAAAAGCGAAGACGCCAAGUGUGUGUGUAUGUGUGUUUUUUGUUGUACAUGCUUAAUCACCCUUUACUCUAGACGACUUUGUUGCGUAGUUAGGUGGUAGCAAAGGUUGAGUGUGAGUGAAGAAGAGGCCAAAGCUCAUCAAGCAACCGAGGGAAAAGUGAACAGCAAAAGCGAUCCAAACGAAUUCGGACGGUUAUUGGGUCAAAUUUGAGCGGUCUUCAGAGUUUCCCGAUGUGCCAGUACUUAGUGUUUUGAGGCAGACACGUGUGUGUGAGUCUUUAUUACAACAUCCAGUGUAUUUCGAGGGGAUCCUAAACGAACAGCGACCUCUGUGUGUGUGUGUGUGCCUGUGUGUAAUCUUAAGAAGUGGCCUCUUAGCAUUAAGCGGUAUAGUCUAGCUUACCAAACCGACUACGGCUGGGACUUUAGUACGUCAAAAUGUUGAAAAACAUUCACGAACGGACUGUGAAGAAGGUAAAGGGUAACCACUAUGUGGCAACGCACGGCCGUGAUACGGUGGAUCUACCGUACGCACAGGCCAACCGAGGAUACUCCACCGAUGGGGAGGACAGCCAACGGGCACCAUCGGAGCGAACCCUGUCCGAGUACACGGUAGCGAACGAGCGGGCCACACCACCAACCGCGCCGGCCCGGAAGUCCCGCUCGGAACACAAGUACCAGAACAACAGCACCAACGGAGGCCCACGGCCCCUAUCUAGUCCACCGACGCGUGCCCCACCGCGGGCACCGUCCGCGCUCAGCUACGACCAUGGCGGUGAAACUGGCAGCGACAUCUACGUCACAUCCGCGGCCUAUAAGGCACCGUCGGAAAUAAGUCGUUACAGUGCCCACCGGACGCAUCAAUCCCGCGGACCACGGAGCGUGUACAGUGUGGCCAGCACGGCAAAGACGGGCCGCAGCUCACGGCGUCACGGUGCCAAGGUGGAAGCCAUGUCCGCACCGAACCCAUUCUGUCCGAACGUGAAGGGUGUCUGCUGUCUGAUGCUACUGCUCAACCUGGGUCUAAUACUGAUUACGCUCGGAUUCGUCAUUGUGAUGCAGUUUAUGGAGCCAUUGUUUGUUUGGAUCCUUGGUGUGGUAUUCUUGAUCUUCGGCUUCGGAACACUGAUCGGCAGCAUGAUCUACUGUGUAAUCGUGUGUCGGGACGCUAAGACGCCUUCCCAGCUGAAGAACGAGGAUCUGUACUGGACCAAGCAUUGGCAGAAGAGCAUCGGCUACACGCCGCAGGAGAUUGACUAUAAGACGGACCGGUUCGAUGAGCGCGAUCGGUACUCGGAUCGGUUUUCGGUUAGCAAAAUGAGUGGCAAAUACUCCGAUCGUGACAUUACGCGCUACUGAAGCUGAAAAGGAAAGGGAUUUUAUUCUAAAGAGAGAGAGAGAGAGUGCGUUCUCUGUUUUAUAAUCGUGAAAGGAUUUUUAAUGCACAAGAAGAAUUCAAUUAAUCUAAGGAAGACAGACAAGGGGAAUUAAUGAAGAAACAGAAAAAGCUAACACUGUAAACCAACCAACCACCAACCACCACGUAUCCUUUCACAUUUCCUACCCCUAAACUCAAGUUACUAACCAUUUAAAUUAAAUGAUUUCGCUAAAGAUGUAGCGCAAGAAAGUAAUAUGUGCCUUCACGGUUGAAUUGUUUCAUGGAGAAGAAAGUAGAAACAGUUGAAAAGGAAAAAAGGCGUCAACAUAACUUUAAUUAGUUAUAGGGAUUAUUCUUUUAAAAACCACGAGCAACCUAGAAGCAAUAAUUGUAACCUGAUUAGAGCGGCAUACACUGCUGCAGACAGCAUCGAAGUAAUAAUCGAUUAAUAACGAUAAGCAAAGGCAAUAGGAAGAAAACAAGUUCCCUGAAAUGUCCUCACCCCAUUCCCGAUGGAGAAAAAUCACCCCCGAAAGUGUAAAUAAUCCCGCUACCUAACUUAAUUGUAAUAAAGCGAAUGAAUGUUUUUAAUAUUACACACGUACGAGGAGAGCGCAUUUGGGCAUGGCUUUUUCAACGUUUUAUUUGCUUCCGCCACAUUUAGGUAGGUAUGUGUAGACGUACAAAAUCUACGCGAUCCAUUUCAAAUGGAGUUAAGGGGGGGGCUCCUUUCGAUGAGUUAAGUUCGCUUUGAAGCAUGGCGUUUGCUUUCUGCCGUUAAUGUAUUACCGAUAAACGAACGUUAAUGGGUUUUUUGAAACGCCUGAAAGUAUGCAAUAAACUGUUUGAAUCUAAGCAGCGCCAUGGGACGAUUUUAGAGCGUAUUAGCUCUCUUCUCAAGCGCUAUGUAAAGCUAUUUAGCUCAGAGAUUUUUGUCGUCUGCAGGAGUCUACACAACUUUUCUUAGUUGAGAUCUAUCAUCUAACGAUCGCUUAUCUCGACCUUUAUUAUUAACGGAUCGCCGUUAAUACAUCUUCGCUAUUUGGGCCGUUUUCAUCUGACAAGGUCAUUUAAAAUUGUUAAGAAUUUGUAAGCAAAAGUCAUGAGAGCUUUCCUUGCAUGUCAUUAUGUGAUGUUAGUUUUUAUCGUGCUAAAAAAUCUCUUGGUCCAUGUUUUAAUUAGGAUCUUAUCAAGUUGUAUAAGAUCGCUUCGCUGUCCCAAACUUGAGUACCUAUUUGGCGGAUUUCAGGGUCUGGUGCUACUAUCUUCACCAUCGAUCAACUUGGUUCUCAUUCCAUUGCUACUUGAAGUAUUUUAAAGCGAGUCCAUUGCAUACUUUCAGGCGGACAAAACCCAGUCGAUGAACCUUAAACAAUCUUCAUUUUUUCGUUCCAUUCCAUACAACUAGAAAGGUAAUUUAAUUAUAAUACGUGGCUUAAAUUCCAGUUUCUUUAUGGCGCAUAGUUGAUUGAGUUGGUAAAGAGAAAAUAAAGAGUUUUCUUCCUGUAUCAGAUAAAGCUGCUAUCUUUCACCCCGCCCAACUAAUAACAUUCCUUUGUACGUUCAUUUACGUUUCAGCACCAACAAAGUUUCCAUUUCCUUGAAAUCAUUUUCCUGCUUCCAACUACCCUACUCAAACUCUGGGCUAAACUCUUUUCAUCUAUCUAACUGAUUGCUCCGUACACUAUCAUUCCAAAUGCAGCAUUAUCUAUUGGAAGGUGGAAAAGGAGGAGAUUGAUAUUGUUCCACCUAAUGAGUGCUACUACUUCUGUAGGAACUCACGCAGGACACGCACACGCUUAGCGAGAUAAAAAAA